Messenger RNA from Eleginops maclovinus (Patagonian blennie), 1739 nucleotides. It is a transcript of the gene gch2, whose product is annotated as GTP cyclohydrolase 2. The record is from RefSeq and is a predicted model, not a curated record. The transcript has 7 exons. Gene Ontology annotation, cellular component: cytoplasm. Gene Ontology annotation, biological process: tetrahydrofolate biosynthetic process; tetrahydrobiopterin biosynthetic process. The coding region runs from base 368 to 1069 and encodes 233 amino acids. NCBI's taxonomy places the organism in Eukaryota, Metazoa, Chordata, Actinopteri, Perciformes, Eleginopidae. Gene Ontology annotation, molecular function: GTP cyclohydrolase I activity; GTP binding; zinc ion binding.
AGAAAAAGCCACGUUUGAAUUUGCGUAACCGAACUUUGUUUCAUGUCACAGGUCAUAUAAACCUAUGUAAACAGGAAAAUCGUGGAAGACUUUGGUCGCAUCUAACUACAGCCCUGAAACUUACCGUUGGCCAUGCUGAGUCUAGCUACAAAUGCUAACAGGAGUGACAGCGCGUCUGACUGACUGGGAGGUCGCACAACGCUCGGAGAGGCGGCACCUUGACGAACGAUGUACACGAGGCACCCGGUUAGUGCUUUAUAAACGCUGUGAGCACCGGGAACAGGACUAGCUUUCCAGACCUGCAGGGUAUCUCAACUCCAGGACUCUUCUCAGCUCUUAGACUUAGACAAAUCAAAUAAACUCCAACAUGAACGGCCACUGCAACGUUAAUGUCAAUGACACCGUGGAGGAGUUCCACUGCAACAGCUUCAGCGACCUCAUCAUCGACAGCAAGAAGUCCGUCGUGCAUCGCAAGCACGACACGUCCCGCAAAAAUGAAGAGGACCAGUCCCGCUUACCUACGCUCGAGGCCGCCUACACGAGCAUCCUCCGGGAGCUCGGGGAGGACACAGACCGGCAGGGGCUGCUGCGCACGCCGUUGCGCGCCGCCAAGGCCAUGCAGUUCCUCACCAAGGGCUACCACGAGACCAUCGAAGACAUCUUAAACAACGCCAUAUUUGACGAAGACCAUGAUGAGAUGGUGAUUGUGAAGAACAUUGAUGUGUUUUCACUGUGCGAACAUCACCUGGUGCCAUUUUUUGGCAAGGUUCACAUCGGGUACAUUCCCAACAAAAAAGUGGUGGGACUGAGCAAGCUGGCAAGGAUUGUAGAGAUCUUCAGUCGUAGGCUUCAAGUUCAAGAGCGUCUUACCAAGCAGAUUGCUGUGGGAAUAUCAGAGGCUCUGCAGCCAAAAGGUGUAGCUGUGGUUAUUGAAGCAUCGCACAUGUGUAUGGUCAUGCGUGGUGUGCAGAAGAUGAACAGCUGCACAGUGACGAGCACCAUGUUGGGGGUUUACCUGGAGGACCCCAAAACCCGAGAAGAAUUCCUGACUCUUUCACGAAGCGCCUAACAGAUGUCAUUCACUCCUGUGCCUUUGUAAAUCACAGAAAGCUCUAGAGUGUCUUUGGAUUCUAAUCUGACUUUUUUUUCCAAAGGUACACAUGACUAGCAGGAAAUUUAAGCUGCGGUUUGAUGCAGGAUCCUAGCCCACUCUGGAGCUUGCCUCUUUAAACUGCCGUCUGAUAGAUUUCAGUCCUGCUGCAGAAAUCCCUCACUGUGAACAUAAUAGGAAAUGUAAGACUCACAUUCUUGGUGCCUUUGGUAGAUAUUUUACAGUCUUAAAUGGCAAUAUUGUUAUUAAGUAUGAAACUCGAUGUGUUAACAUGUCAAUUGUUAAAAUGUUAUCUGUUUUUCAUUGGAAAUAUCAUUGAUGCUUUAGCUGUUACUCGUACACCCUUUCUUGCUUUAUUAUUAUAUUUAGAAAUUGUUGAUUUUAAAAUGCAAUGACUGUGUCAUUUAUCGAUACAUUUGUAAAGUCUUUGUAAUUUAUAACAUUUCUAAGAUACUAAUUAUUAGAUCUGCUGUCCAAAGUGUACAACAAAUGAUGCGCUGAAAGAAAAGAAUGACGACUGUUGCAUGUAUUUUAAAGAUUCUUUGCUCUAAUAAAAUGAAGAAAACAUUUCUAAAGUUUUCGGCAUUACUUUGUAUGUGUCAAUAAAAGAGAGAGCUGUCCACAAGGA